Molecule: messenger RNA, 4639 nt
Organism: Leptopilina boulardi
Lineage: Eukaryota; Metazoa; Arthropoda; Insecta; Hymenoptera; Figitidae
Exons: 2
Coding region: 245-4600 (1451 amino acids)
Source: RefSeq, a predicted model, not a curated record
GAAAUUUUUAUUAAUUCUUUAAAACUAAUUGACUAAUAGACACAUGAACAAAAAAAAAUAUUAAUAACUUGACAAAAAAAGAAGAACAUAAUCAUUUAAUGAGAUCAGCUGAUUCAGAAUCAAAGUCGGAGAAAAACUACCAGUUAAAAUAGAAAAAUAUUAAUAAAAUUAAUUAUAAAUAUUAAAUAUUAUUAAUUAAUAAAAUUCAAUAUUAUCAAUAAAAAUUAUUUAUUAACAUUCAAUUAUGCUUGAAAAUACUAUAAUCUCCGCUCAACAUUCAACAAAUUUUCAAUUUCUUUCUGUUUGUCACUACAUUACGACAUUUGGUAUUUUCUUCUACAACAAAGAUUUAAUUACACUGGAACAACGAAAUCAAACUGUCCCUGUAUUAAAUACUUAUUUUGAAUAUCUAAAUAAUUCUCAAAAUGAAUACGAGGCAAAACUUCAGCUUCUAAAAAAAGUACUUAAAAGAAGUGAUCUCUAUGGUGGUGGUGAAAAUGAAACACUUGACAAAAAAUACGUUGAAGAAACAUAUCAGUACAUCAUAAGCACGGCUCUAUUUUCACACUAUGGAAACAUAAAUGGAUAUUUGGCAAAAAUAAUUAACACAGCGAAUGAUAUAACUUAUUCAGCGCUUAAGAAAAAUGUAUUUCAACAUUUGUCACGAAAUUACACAACCAAAGAUUAUUGUUCACCUAAAAAUGAUAAUUACAAAAUUAGUUCGUUAGCAAUUAAAAAAAUUUUCCAAAAUAAUAUUUGGUCAAUUUUUCCCGAACCAGAAAAAGACACAAGUAUAAUGGACGUGGAUUAUAUAUACGCAAUGGUUGGUUUAAAAAUUAGUCGCUCUGUAUCAAGCGAAACAUUAAAUAUUUCGUAUCACGAUUAUAUUUUAAUUGCUCGUGAGUUAGAUUUACAGGAAAAUUACACAAAUGAAAUAUAUGAAAUGAUUUUAACAUUUUACUCAACAUCGGCACUAUUUUUCUAUGCCUAUAAUGAAAAGGAAAUAUUUAGAGAAAAUGAAAAUUUUCAAACUAAUGAAUUUUGGAUGAAAGCUUAUGAAACAUUAUUUUUACACAUUAAUUCAAAAAUGCAUAAAUUAACCGAAGAAAUAUUUGCCAAUCAUAUUCAUUACAAACUUGAAAAAGAAAUAUCUAAACUAAAAACUCGAACAUUCAUUGCAACAAAUAUACUUUGGAAAUAUUGUAAUUAUUCAAAUUAUGAUGAUGUUUCAAAAUUUUUUGUUGCACUGUAUAAAACGUGCCAAUGGAUUGCAAAACGAAUAGUUUUUUUUAAAUGCAAAAGAAACAAUCUUCCCAUUUUGGAAAAUGUCUAUGAAGGACAAUUUAAAAAUAUAAAAAAAAUAUAUAAUCAAAUUGAAGUGAAUUUAAUUAGUAAUUUCUUAGUAGACAAUAAUUUAGUUGAAAAACUAAAUUCAAAUGUAACUAUUAUAUCUGCAUCGGUUCUUUACAAACCUUAUAGAUGUUACAAUUGUCUAAAUAUAAAACAAAAGUUAAACAAUGAUAUAUAUGUUCUUUUUCAAAUAGAAGAAAAUAAUAAAAAAGAAUUUUAUGCAAUUAAACAGGAGAAAACUGGAAUGACACUACUUGUAAAUAGUGGAAAUGAACGAAAUUUUUCUAAAGCUAUUACUAAUUUAAUAUCGUUUCCAAUAGAUAAUGGUGAAUAUUCUACAAUUCUGAAAAAGGCUAAUGAAGAUUACAAAGUUUUUAUUAAAAGGCUUGCCGACAUAAAGACAACAGAAUUUGUUACAAGUCUCAUAGAGAACUAUAGAAAUGAAACUGCAGGCGAGCAUAUAAUUCAUUUUGCAAAAUCACUUAUACCAUUUUACAGUUGUAUUGAAAGUAUUAAAGAAAACGAUGAUGAAGGAGCUACGAUCAGUUGUAUGCUGGAUGUCUUGAGUCUGAUACCAAUUGCAGGUGUUACAGCAAAAUACGGAGAAAAAAUAACAAGUUCCUUAGUAUCAUCACUAAGCAAAAAAUAUUUAAUUAUUCCUUCGUUUGCAAAAACUGGAGUGAAAACCCUAAUGCAAAUUUCAAAAAUAGCUGCCAGAACUGUAGCAGAAGAAAUUCUAACCAAAAGCUUCUUAAAAGACCUAUCAGUUGCAACUCUACGAACCAUAGAUCCUGGAUUUGAACUCACCUUCCAGCUUAGCAGAUUUGGUAUCCGAACUAUUUCCAAUUCAUAUCGUUUUGCUUCUAAAAUCUUUCUAAAUCCUUCUAUAAUUAAAAGUUUCCAAUCACUAGAAUCCAUUGUAAAAAGUCUGGAAAAUAUAAAACUCCCAACCUAUAAAGGACUUGUACCAAAAAUUCUACACGAAGAAAAUAAUUAUCAAGUCGUUAGAUUCUAUUAUCCCGGUGGUGAGAAUACAUUUGGACCUACAUGUCUAUCAUCAUUUGGAACAACUGCAGAAUUAAGAACCAUUGAAGGUAAUCCAUUUCAAGUUCCCGUUAUCCCAAUAAUAGAUGACGUUAACAAAAUUUCCCCUCGACAAUUUAGUCCCAAAACUGGUAAAAUUUCCUAUCGACAAUUUAGUCCCGAGAGUGGUAAAAUUUCUACUGUUAAACUCGAAAUGACACGAAACGAUCUUCUUAGAAAAAUUAUGCCCUAUCUUAAUUUAGACACAGAUGUGAAAAUAACACGUAAUUAUCAAGUUUAUCACAAUACAAUUGAAUGGCAUGAAACACCAAAGAAAAAAAUAAAGCCAGAGGGAAAUGAAGAACAAAAUUCGCAAAUAGCUGUUAUUCCUGAUACUUCUCUAGAAAGUGUGCCAAGUGAUAAUAUUCCAAAAAUUAUAAGUGGAUCUCAACAUAAUUUGCCAGAAAAACCAACUGAUGAAAUAUCUAAAAAAUUAAUGCCAUCAAAAACUAUCGAAAUAGUAGGUUUGCCAUCUGAUAAUAUUCCUUCAACUUCGAAAGGAUUUGGAAAAAUUAAUUCCCACGGAUAUAUUAUUUCUGGAACUAGGAUAGAAAAACCAAUACCAACCAAAAACCAACAAACCCAAAAAUCAAAAAAUUCUGAAACAAAUCAAAUCUUCGCUAGCGAUAGUAAAAGUUACAGCAAUUUUUUUGGAGAAGAAAUGAACAAUUUAUUCGCUAGAACAAUACAAGACUUCAAAGAAAGAGGAUUUUCAAUCGCUGAAGAUGAUAUAUUUUUAAUGGCAGGAGUUCGAAGAAUUAUCGAAAUGAUAUCUAAUUUACAAUCCAUGGAUACUGCAAUCAAACUACCAGCAGAAUUAUGGUUGAGCACAAAAACUACACUCACUCAUGUUAAAAUAUUGGAAAAUUUAAAAGGAAAAGAUUUCUAUUUUAAUGAUCUUACAUUUUUAACAGAUAUACCACCGAUUGUAAAUCAAAAAAUCGUUCCCAAGAAAACGUCAACAAUUGUAUUAAAACCAGAAAUUCGUUAUCAUAUAAAAAUUAAUUCACAAUAUGGUUUUGUCGAUCUUCCGGAAUUUCACAAUAGUUUCACAAAUCAAUAUAUUGUAUUUCCAGAAAUUGAAUUCACUGUCGAAAAUACUCACUAUAUCAAUGGAAAAUCGAUUUUACAAUUGGAUUUAAUACAAAAACCAAUGACAAAAGAGAAAUGGUUAAAAAUAAGGGAACAAAAUUCAAUGUUACUUGGCAAGGAAGAGUUAAUAAAAAAUGAAAGAAGCAAAAGUAUUGAAAAUGCUGCUUACUCAAUAUCAACAAGAACACCACUUCAUAGAUUCAUUGAAUCAAAAAAAUUAUUAAAAAAAUAUAUAUUAAAAACCCAUGAAACAAAUUCAGAUCUUACUUAUAAUUCAUUGGCACAGGAUAUUUUUGGAGGUGGUUCAAUACCAGAAAAAUAUGAUGAAUUUGAAAUAAAAAAUCAUAUUUUUAUUGAUGAUGUAUUAUUUGAAAAAUCAUUGAAUAAAAUUGAUAAUUUAGAAUUGGCAAAGAAAAGAAUUAAUGAAAUAUUUGAUGGUAUUUAUGAACAGAAUGUUGAACCUGUAUUUAAUAAAUAUUUAGAAACUGCAGCAAUACACGAUAAUAUGCGAUUUGAAGAUUACUAUAUUAUUUAUUCACGUUUUUCACAUACUCUACCAUUAGAUAUUAAUACACAAAGAAGACUUGUAUCUUCACUAUAUAGACUUGCAUUAAGGCAAUGUGAUGAGGAAUUAGUUAAAAUUCCAAAUACUCUUUAUUAUGCUCGAAAUGUUCCUCUUGAGGAUUUUAAUAAAAUUGCAGCAAUCAAAAAAGAUGAAUACAUCGAAUUUUUAUCCGGACAUCCAUUUAAUUCGAAUCGACAAAAUGUUAUAGAAGAACAAUCAAUUACUACAUCUACUGAUAAAUUAGUAUUGUAUCAAUUGGAAAUUAAAAAUCCAGCUGGUAUUGCCUAUAUUGAACCAAUUAAUGAAAAUGCAAACAAACAAUAUUAUAUUUCCUGUGCUGUGGAAAUUAAGAAAGAUAGAAUGAUUGCGACUAAUAUUGAUGGAAAGGAUGUUUUUGUUCUGAAAAUUUAUGAUGAUCCACAAACAAAAGAGAUACGAAUGGUUGAAUUAGUUGAUAGUUUAAAUGAAUUAUAUUCAACGGAUACAAAGUUUUAUGUUAAUGAUAUUUAAAUGUAUUUUGAAAUUAUGCAAUAAAAAUUUUAAAAAAUU